AGCGCUCGCGUGGUCGCUGGGCCUGAGCCGCCUCCGGUCAGUUUGCGACUCUCUCGGGGACGCAGUUGCUGCUGCUGUUGCUGCAGCCGCCCCCAGCGCCCGUCCUUCCGCUGCGCGCCCGCUCGGCCUCGCCAUGCCGGUGGACCUCAGCAAGUGGUCCGGGUCCCUGAGCCUGCAGGAAGUGGACGAGCGCCCGCGGCACCCGCUGCAGGUCACCUACUCCGGGUCGGCGGUGGACGAGCUGGGCAAAGUGCUGACACCCACCCAGGUUCAGAGCAGACCCACCAGCAUUACGUGGGAUGGUCUUGAUCCCGAUAAACUCUACACCUUGGUCCUCACUGACCCGGAUGCUCCCAGCAGGAAGGAUCCCAAAUACAGGGAAUGGCACCAUUUUCUGGUGGUCAACAUGAAGGGCAACAACAUCAGCAGUGGCACAGUCCUCUCUGAUUACGUGGGCUCGGGGCCUCCCAAGGGCACAGGCCUCCACCGCUACGUCUGGCUGGUUUACGAGCAGGACAGGCCGCUGAAGUGUGACGAGCCCAUUCUCAGCAACCGAUCCGGAGACCACCGUGGCAAAUUCAAGGUGGCGUCUUUCCGUAAAAAGUACGAGCUCGGGGCCCCGGUGGCCGGCACGUGCUACCAGGCUGAGUGGGAUGACUAUGUGCCCAAACUGUACGAGCAGCUGUCUGGGAAGUAGGGGGAAGCCUGGAGACGUGAGCUGCCCCAGAGGCCCCGAGCAGUGUUCUCCAGUUCAGUGUUGCAUGUAGCUCUCCCCUCUCUCCCGCUCCCCUUCGCACAGGCGAGAACUGAGCAGUCCGAUAGUGGUUCAGGGUGACUUUUCCUACUGCCUCUCCUUCGUAAUUCUAGAUAGCUGCACACCCUGGUUUGUGUUUUGAUCAAAUUUGAAUUUCAUUUAGGGAGAUAUUUUGGUACCACGAUGGGGUCAUCAAAUUAAUGUUAAGAACAGCAACCCAGAUUUAAAGAAGGAAAAAAUCUAAGUACAAAGACCAGGACCAGGUCUACAGUAAUAAAGCAUCAAAGAAUCUUUAAGGGAAGCUAAAAAAAUACAAUAAAAGGGAUCGGUUGCUUCUGCCUUUGUGAUCCUGAGUCCAGAAUUGUGCGUGACAGCAUCUUCUGAGACGUUCUGUCACAACCAGAGGCUGACAUCGAGGCUAAUCCUCAACACAGCACAUCUCAGAUGGCUUAAUAGGUGUGAGUGUCCUGCUGUGGCCCCUGGAAGAGCAGUCCUGGAAAAAGCUGUAGGGGGACUGGCUGUGCUGUUGUGAGGUGUGGCCAUCCAGGCAGGCAGCACUGCUAGCUGACUGGUUAUCGGCAGGCCCUAAAUCUGUGUCUGAAAAAUCCAUCACUCUUCAUUGGGUAAGAAAAGCUGGUUUGGAGUUGCUGAAUGUUGUGUUAAUUCUGCUGUUUGCUUGUAGUUGAAUAAAAAUAAAAACCUUGAAUGAAUGAA
Messenger RNA from Microcebus murinus (gray mouse lemur), 1468 nucleotides. It is a transcript of the gene PEBP1, whose product is annotated as phosphatidylethanolamine binding protein 1. Gene Ontology annotation, biological process: negative regulation of MAPK cascade. NCBI's taxonomy places the organism in Eukaryota, Metazoa, Chordata, Mammalia, Primates, Cheirogaleidae. The record is from RefSeq and is a predicted model, not a curated record.